UUGAUUUUUUUUAUCAAAUCAAUAAUCAACAUUUCCUCAUAUUGGAAAAGUGAAAUUUGUGUUCAUCUUUUUCAUCAUUUCUGUGUGUGUGUGUGUUUUAUGUUAUGACAAAUUAUUCGUUGGUCUAUUUUGUUAUGUUAUAAACACACGAAUAUGAAUGUGCCGGAAAUUUUGUGAUUAUUUUUAACCACAAAACAACACGAAGAUAAUACAAAAAACUCAACACGAAUUUGUAAAUGAACAACAUAAACAACAAAAACAAAACAUAAAGAAAUGGUGGAAAUCUCAUCAACACUACCAGUUUCAUAAUUGUCGUCAAACAAUCGGGUAAUUCACACACACAUACAUCGAACCCGGUUAAUAGUCAUCUUUUUCUUUCUUGUCUGCUUGCGUGCAUCUUGGACAACGCGCGCACACACACAGGAAAAAUUCUAAAUUAAUUUUCCAUAAUUCCAAUUCACAUCACGACCGUAUGACGAGAGAAAAAAGAAAUUAAAACAAUUUCAUAUCAAAAUAUCUUUAAUUAUCUUUCAUAAACAUCAAUAGUGUUGACCAUUUUCAAUGGUGGUGGUCGAAUAAUUCCAGAAUAUCGGUCACAACAUCACCAUUCGGUAGAAAAAAAAUAAUCGUGAUCAACAACACCUCGAAAGCAACCAUCAACAAUUACAAACACACACACAAACAAAAGGAUCAUCAUAUAGCCAUAUUUACAAAAUGGCAGCCAACAUUAUCAUCAAAUCAUCAACCAUAAUGCAUAGAAAAAAUAAAAAUAACAACGAUAAUGGAAAAAUGUCGACGAUAACAUCGGUUGUUAUCAUGAUCACAUUAUUGGCAAAUUUAACAACGUUCUGCCAUACAAUGAUGUAUCAGACGAAUUCAUCGCCAGCACCACGAAUGAGAAUACCAUUAAAAGUACCAGUGAUAAAAGGACGUGUACCAUAUCUAACAUUAACAUCGACAAAAGGUCAACAGAUUUAUUCGUCAUUAUCAUCAUCAACGGCGACAAAUGAUGCAAAAUCAUCGUCACCACAACCUUCUCAAUUAUCAUCAUCAUCACCAACAACUACUUCAACGACAUCAUAUCAGACAUAUACGGAACGGCCAAUAUUGAACAACAACAUUGUUUCAUCACCGCAGACUAAUAAGUUGAAUUUACAUCAUCAUUCCAAUACGCAGGAAAAAAACAACAAUAAACAAAUUAUUCAUAAACAUAUUAAUAAUAAUAAUGGUGGUGCAAUACAACAACAGCCACAAGCACAGGAAUCUGGAUCAAGCAAAUCCAUUAUAUCUACGGCAACAACAGUCGUUAGUUCGCCGCCAAUGAUGAUAAACAAUAAAAAUAUUGUUGUUGCAAGCCACCAUCAACAUCAACAACAACAACAACAAUCAUCAUCAUCACCGGCACCGAUCAUCAAAAAGAAAAUGAAUCGUUUUCCACUAAACGAAUUGGUCAAUGUAAUUGCACAGGCAGCAAUCAAUGGUGAUAUUCCAUUCAAUAAGGUUGAUCUGAAUAAACCAUUCAAAAUGCAACAGCUACAGAUACCGAUACUAUUAUUACGACCUGAAGAUAUUUAUAAAGCAUCCAGUAGCAAUAAUAUCAAUUUUAAACUUAUCACAGCACAACCAAUACGUAUACCGAUUUAUGAAGAACCAAUCAAUAAUAAUAAUAAUCAAAGACGACCAAGCAUACACAAUCGUCAACGACAACGGGAUUAUAAUCAAUUUAAUCACAAUAUUAAUCGCCCCAUGAUGAAUGUUGGACGACAAAUGAAUUUUAAUCGGCCACCACUACCACCGCCACAAUUACCACAACAGCAACAACAACCAUUUAUACCAUCAUCACCACCACCAUCCCGUUAUAUGGCUUAUCCUAUACAACAAGCUCCACCACAACAGCCAUUUAGGAAUAGUGGUGGGGGUGGUCCACCACAAGUUGCACCGAAUUUUGAUCCAAAUUAUUCAAACUAUAGGGGCAAUGAUGAUAGUUUUCAUAUUAAUGAUGGUGGUGGUCGCAAU
Messenger RNA from Dermatophagoides farinae (American house dust mite), 2016 nucleotides. NCBI's taxonomy places the organism in Eukaryota, Metazoa, Arthropoda, Arachnida, Sarcoptiformes, Pyroglyphidae. The record is from RefSeq and is a predicted model, not a curated record.